This is a messenger RNA of Lymnaea stagnalis (great pond snail), 7688 nucleotides long. The record is from the annotation of a GenBank genome assembly. Lineage: Eukaryota; Metazoa; Mollusca; Gastropoda; Lymnaeidae.
AUAAACUUUCACCUUUGAACUUUCAAAAGCAACCUGACGUUCGCCACUUUGCUUAAUGUAAAAAUACUAGUUUCGGAAGAUAAUGUUCAAUGUUAGUUUUCUUGAUCAUGAAACUUUGACACCAUCUGAUUAAGUUCUACUAACAGACGUAAGUCGAACAGUUUAUCUCAAAAGCGUUCAAGUUUCAAAUGAAAUCAUACAAUUUUGAAAGUGCGGUACAGGCUCAACCACAAAAGUUAUGACUAUCACUAUCACUUAUCACUCAGACUAUCCUUGGGCCUUGGACUAUAUAGAUUCUAUAGUCUAUAUAAUUAAUAAUAAUUAUAAAUAAUAUAAUAUAUUGCUCAUUUUCUAUUUAAUAAAUGAAUUAAAUGUAUCUUUAUUAUUACUUAUUUACUCCGUUUUUAUGUCAGUAAAGAGAGUGUACUAGUAGAAGUAGUAGUAAGUAGUAAGUAGGCCUAAACUAAGUAAAGUAAGUAGGCUAAACUCAGUAAUUAUAUUAGAAAGUAAGAAGCCUAAGCCUAAACUAAGACCUAGUUUGAAACCAAUUUCAGACUCAGUUUUAACCUAUGAAGUCAAUGAAGUUAAAGAAUGAAUAGAUUCUGAUUGGUUUGGCUGUUCAAAGAUUUUGGACAAAAAGACAUAUUUCUUAUACUUAUAAAGUAAGAAAGUAGUUGAAAGUAAUACCCAACCCAAUGCCAACACACUAAAUAUUGCUUUUCAGACUUCAACUUGUGGGAUACCCAGUCCCAGUGGCAUGUUGUUGUUUUGGUGUUAUUCUGUCCAUUUCAACCUUUCAACCGGUUUAAAUUGUACCGGGACGGCAUCACUGGGAGUUACAUUUGGUAACGUGCUAUACAGUUGGAGAUACAUCAGUUUUUUUCUCCCUGUUUGGUUUCUUGGGCACUUUGCAAACAUUUUCUUCUUCUUCUUAUAUAUAUUAAGGGUCCAUGAUCAUUAUGGCUCCUAUGCAUGUAGAGGGGAUUUGCAAUGUUUCUGUGCCUGGCGUUGAUGAGGAUAUUUCACUGGUUGCAAGGGCUACUUAGUGAGUGUAUCAUGCACUGGGGGUUGGAAGGCCUGAGGCAAUAGACACAAAUGUUUCAAGUGUUGUCACCUCAACUGUUCCUUUUGAAAGCUUGUUCCAGCCCCUGAUUGUUUUUGGCAGGAAUGAGCAGAUCCUAUACUGGCUUCUUGCUGGUAUGAGCCGGAACUGCCUUUCAUGGCCUUGUUGCUGUCUAUGGGGGAGAGGUGCAAGUUUCUGUUUAAUGCUGGAGCAGUGGACCAACCCAUUAUUUAUCUUGUACAUCAUGGAGAGCCUGGAUAGUUGUUGUCGUUCCUCCAAUAGUGACCAGCCCAAUGUUUCCUGCAUGUUUCCAACACUAGAGGUAUUCCUGUAGUGGUUCUGUACAAAGCGAGCUGCUCGUCGCUGGACCGCCUCCAACCUGUCGAUGCUCAUCUGGGUAAAUAAGUCCCAGACUGAAGAUGCAUAAUCUAAAAGCGGCCGUUCAAAGGCUUUAUAGGCUCUUUCUUGCACACUGGAGUUGCUGAUCUUUAGAUUACACCUUUAGAACCCCAGUGUCUUGUUUGCCUUGUUACACACAUUGUUAAUAUGCUCGUCUCAGCGGACUUCUCUUUGAAUGGUAACACCCAGGUACCUUACGAAAGAAAAUGGCUCAAGUAUAUGGCCAUGCAGUUCAUAAUGGUAGCGUAGUGGAGUAAAACUUCUAGAGACUGAUAGUGUCUGGCACUUGGCAGGAUGAAAUUCCAUGUCCCAGCUCAUCUCCCACUCAGCUAACCAAUUGAGAUCCUGUUGUAGCUGGUCCUGGUCUGAUCUAUUGGCGAUCAUCCUUUAUACCGCCAUGUCAUCUGCAGACAGUCUUGCUUGGUAUGUCAGUUUCUCGGGUAGGUCAUUAAUGUAUGCUAGGAACAAACGGGGGCCUAGCACCGAGCCCUGGGGUACCCCUGACUUAACACUGACAAAGGAGGAGCUUGUACCGUCCACCACUAUUGCUUGGCAUCAGUUGCUGAGGAAGCUAGAGAUCCAUGUUUUAGUGGUGCCUUGGAUCCCAUAUCUCUGAAGUUUGUGUAGAAGCAAACUAUGAUUGACAUGGUCAAAUGCCUUUGAGGAGUCCAUCACCAGCACGUCAGUUUGCUUGCUGUUCUCCAGAUUGGUCAUCAAGUCUUCUACAAAUUCAAGGAGCUGGGUCUCACAUGAUCUAUUGAAGCCAUGUUGACAGUCAUUGAGUAUAUUUUAGCUUUCAAGAUGCUUCAUGACUGCGGUUACGAUUAUGUGCUCCAACAGUUUGCAUACUACGCUGGUGAGGAAUAUCAGACGAUAGUUGGCAGGGCCGUAGUGCUCCCCUUUCUUGUAGAUUAGAGUGACAUGCCCUGUUCUCCAGUCUGCUGGAACAUUGCCUGUGCACAGCGACGACUGGAAGAGGAUUGUCAGUGCAGGAGCGAUUUCUUUGGCUAAUUCUUUGAGCAUUAUUUUUUUGGAGCUCAUUCCUUCUCUUAGUGGCACACCUUAACGAAAUGAAAAUGCCACACGACAAACUCCUAAAAUUCCUCCCCACCCCUAAAACAUAUUUGGAAUACAUUUGUUGGUUUUUAUUAUUUAAAAUAAUUCUUAGGAUUAUAAAGUGUUAUCAUCUCCAAUGUUAAUAAUAUUUAAAAUAUCUUUUUACCAAGUAAUGAAUUUCAGAUCAAAUUUUUUAAGUCAACACAUGAUGCAGCUGUUUGGACCCAAAAUCUGAUCUAUCUUUAUUUGGAAUUUUCUUCAGUCCUUUUGUGUCAUAUUAUUAGAAAAUGCCCCUGAUAAAAGACAGUUUAACCACUCUUAUGAGUCUGUUAGAAACAUACAGAGGAAGAGACAGGAUCAUUCGACUCCUAACAUAUGCAGCUAUGUACAUGGGAGGAGAUGGGAAGACACCCGUUCAAGUCAAAUGGAGAAUAGUUUCAUCAGAAAUGAGUGGCUGCCGUGUGAUCCUUAGACUCUUUGAUGAUCUCUCAAUGCUUCUCUACAAUUUGUCAAGCAAUUUCGGCUUCAAAGUUGGUAGUCAAUUAAGAUAAUGCCUGCAGUGGCCUAUUAUAAUGCAUUUUAAUUAGAAACAAGAUUUAAUUUAAUUUUUAACUAGGAACAAGAUUUAAUUUUUAACAAAUAUCUUACAUACUAUUAAAAGUUUUUAAAAAUGUGUUUUUAUGAACUAUGAGCUUGAAAACAAAUUUGUUACUUUUUUAGUUUCUAAAACAUAUAUGUUAUGGAACCUGAUUUCAAAGUUUAAUUUUUUAUUUUAGGAAAAAGGAGUUCUGAAGCCUCUGGAAGUCUUCAUUGCCAUCUGCAAUCAACUCUACUACCCUUCAGAACACAUAUCAUGGCUCAGACAGAAGAACAUUUUAAAUGGAACACCAACCGUUUUUUCACUUUUUGGCCUCCUAUUCUGGACACUGGCUUUAUUUGGAGAAAUUAUUAAGUUAGCACAUUAUAUUUAUACAGGUGUUGUUGAAUCAGUUUAGUUUGGUUAGAAAUUAUACCACUUCGGUGUUCUUUAAAUCAGAUUGCUGGACAGCAUUCAGAUUUAUAUAUAUGCAAUAUAUAUCAGCAGUCAGCAUUAUUUUUAUGUAAUUUAUUACUACAAAUUAUGAGCUUGCAUUAUUUUAUUACUUUGACAAGUAAAAUCUGAAAUAUAAUAUCUUAUGAGGUCUCAAAUAAAUCUCAAGGCCACUAUCCCAGCUUAUUCUGAUAAUAGCAAAAUUUUGGAUCCUACUUCAUUACCUUAUACUAAAAUUUGUGUGCAUAAAGAUAAAAGCAAAAUUAUUGAUCCUUCUUUAAAUCCUUUUCAUAAUCCCACACUGUCCUUACUGAUUAAAUUUGACUGGCUCUAAUGUAAUAUCUUUUUCAGGUCUAUAAUAAAAAUCAGAUUGUUGAAUACUCAGGCGAAGAAUCUAAUCAAGCAACAACAGUUGGAUAAAGACAGGUAAACAAUAAUGUUUUUUAAGGGGGGGAGGGGGGGGGAUAUAUGAGGCCACUUGCAAAACCUGCUAUGUCACUUUUUUAAAGAAAAAAAAUGAGAUGUCCAUUAUGCCUGGUUUAUUAAAUAGUCUACAGUAUUUUGUGUACCUGUAUUUAAUGAAUAAAAAACUUGAUUUGUCAUAAAUGUCACUUUUAAAGGCGUCCCAUUUAAUUUCAUUCAUCUUUUCUGGUGAAUGAACUUAAGCUGACCCUGCGCUGGUAUUAGGGUGUGGCUUACUAAUUAUAAUCUCCCUUUGACAUCGGCUGCACCUAAACUCUAUGGUCUGUUUCAUGAUUCGAACCUUGUAGAAUAUUGUAGAAGCAGCGGGAAGCAAGUAAAAUGCGUAACCUUCUGUAAUUGUCUAAAGAAACAGACUAUAUAUGAAGACAAGAGAUUGAAUGACAGGGGACCAGAUGACGAGACAACUGACUAGAGUCAUUUUGCAAGUGUGCUAUUUUUGCUAGAGAGCUUUGUUUAUUGUGUGUGUAGAUUCCUUUUCAUCAUUUUACAUUUUAAAAAUAUUGUAUCUUCUUUUACACUGUACCAGUAAAAGCCAAUCAUUUUACUGUAAGUCAAUAGCUUUAAUUUGAUUUCUUUUUGAUUUUGUAAUUUAAAAUUAACAUAAUAAAACUUAUUAAUUGUAAUUAGCCCUGGUUUGAGUAUUGUAUUCUUCGCUAUUGUUUUUAACAUAUGGUAUCGUCUUUUUUUGUGUACUGUUUUAGAACGAGCCAUACAUUUAAUUAAAUAAGAGAAUAAUUUCUCCAUAAUGAUAAAAGUAUUUAAUAGUCACCAUAAAAAAAUAUAAAUCCUAAAUUCGCUAUAUAUAUAGUUAAUUUACAAAAAUAGCUUUUUCUCAAAAUCAACUAGCAGUUACUUAACAAGUUUUCCAAGUGGACUCCUCAUAUAUGGUUGGAAUUUUAGAGUUCAACAAUUGUUUUGAACAUUACACAAAAGAAAGAAGAAUUAAUAAAAAUUAAAAUAAAAAAAGAUAUAUUUCUGCGCCCCCAACAAUGGAAUUCUCUGCCACUACACACCCGCAAUGUACCAACCACAUAGGCCUUCUAAACACAUCUCUUUAAACUCACAACCCAGACUGAUUCCCCUCUCUGACCAAUAAAUGAUGCUGCUGGCUACCGUCCAUGGCUCGACAUGUAAAAGUUCUGGGGUGUGUGGGGUGUAUAUACAUUUGUUUUUUGUUGUUGUUAUACAGCUGUUCUUUAUUACGUAAAUGUAUUUAAUUUUAAUGUCACGAUAAUGUCUCUUUUGCUAAUAUUUUUAUGUACAGCACGGUGAGCCCAGCCCUAGGCUGGGGUACUUCGCUAUAUAAGACCACUAACUAAUAAUAAUAAUAAUAUGAAUUAAAAUAUAAGAGAAUUAACACAAAAUAUUGUUAAAAGGAAUUAAAACAUUUAAAUGUCUGAAAAAAAUAAUUUAAGUUCUCUUUUCCAAAAGUAAAGAUGGUGAACUGGUGAACUUUGAAUAUUGUAAAGCUUAUAUUUAUUAAAUUACUUUUUUUUUUUCAGUUUCGACUAUAGUUCUGCCCAAAAUGCUCAGAUAAAAGAAAGCUUGAAAAAACUAUCAGCAGAGAGGAAAGAUUUACUACUGCUUCUCAUACAAUAUGGCUCAGAUUUCACUAACGCCAUCUCCUGGUUUCCCCCUGGAAUAUUGUGGGCACAAAAAUUGAAACCUUCAUAUAAUGGAAUUCUGGGAAUGAUAGCAUCUUUCAUUAUGCUUUAUCGAAACUGGCCAUCCAAAACAUAAAACUCUUAACUCCAAAUUUUUAUAUUCUCAUGUAAGUGCCUACAUUACAAAAGUUUUUUGUUUAGAAAAAUAUAACAAAAAAUCAAACUGCUAAUACUAAUCAAUUGGCAAAUCGUAUUUUAAUAUAGAAUUUUUUGCCAAUUUUAAAAUGCUGAGUUUUUAUUGGAUUUGUUAAAAAAAAAAAAGUGCUAUCAAAUCUAAAAAAUGAAGUGUUGUUAUCAGUUAUCAAAAUGAAUAUCAAGCAAGCUGUGAUCUAGAUAUCUUUCGGAUCACAAAAAUUAUCAGAUGGGAAAAACUAAGUAUUGAAACCCUUACUUAAUUCUCUACCAGCUGAUAUUAAAUUAAUAGAUUGUUACAAUGACUGACCUAUCCUGCUGUUAUUAGAUGUUGGGUUCAAAACCAAAGCAAAUGUCAUCUUAAAGAAAAGCAUUGAAUUUUUUCCAGGCGUAUUUACAUGGACUAACAAAAUAAUUUCAAUGAUCUGUCUAUAAUUCUUUUUGACUAAAUGCAGUAUUUAAUAUAGCUGCACCAAAUAAAGUGCGUAAAUUUAAAUUUAUUGUCUUCCAGAACUAUAUACUAUAAUGUCAUGCGCUGUGUAUGUAAAAUAUUGUUAUUGAUUUACUAAAAUUAUGGAGGAAAAGGUCUUUUCGAUAAUCCAACCCUUGUUUUUUCCCUCUCCCAUUAACUGAAUGUGACUCAGUGGACAUAAUAUCAAUUUAGAGUACACAUUAACUGAAUUUCUUUUAACUAGGAGCAGUGUAUGGGAGUAAGUUGGAAAUCAUAGGGAAAUGUUAUGGGGAAACCAAGGUAGUGGGACAUGGUUUAGGGAAGGAGGCUUUGACUUAUGAGAUGAAGGGAGGGCCAGUUUACUGGUGUAUCGUGGAAAGUUGGGAGUCUAAAGGGGGGGGGGGUGUAAUGUGAGGAUUUUAUAAAUGGCAGUUAUGGGUCAUCAAGUAUUUACAUAUGGGCUAUUUCAACCUGCAAAAUUUUUCCACCGUUGCUGACGGGCACUUGCCACUGGAUCAGAAUUAAUGUAAAACUGUUCUGGUAUGAUACUUGGUAUUUCAGUAAAAACUGGAUCAGAAUUAAUGUAACUGCUCUGGUCCAUACUUGGUGUUUCAAUAAAAAUAAAACAUCUUUUAAAAUCUUUUCCUGAUGUCAAGUCUAUGUAAGUAGAUACACCAUUUAUUUAUUUCCAACCGCUCAAUAUAUUGAUUUGAUUCUUUGCUCAUGCUGUAAAAUGUCCAAACAAAAGAGCAGAGUUCUUUUGUCAUUUCUGUGCAAUUAAGCUGUUCAAUGACAAACUCAUGAGCUACAUCAUUAAAAAAAAUCAAACAAAUGACAUGAUAAAAUUUAAUUCCAGUUAAGCUUACCACUUAAGAGUUAGCUUGUAAAAUAUUUAUUACCACAUUUUCGACUAUUUUCUGGAUCUAAAUUAUAGCAUUAGGAGGUUUACCUACAAUUCCUCUUAGUUGAAGCAGCUCAUAACUUGCUUCAAUUGGGCCCAAACUGAAUAGGAAGUUGAUACAGCUGUAAUAUAAUAUGUAAUCAUCUUAGUUUUGUAUACAAUAAACUAGACUGACACACCCAUCAGUGAAAUAGACAAAUGCAUUUGUGAAGAAGUGCAAUAAGAGAAUCAAUUUUGUCUCAUGUGGUGGUGCAUCUUACAGGGUGACACCACUGACAGACAUUUUGGAAGUGCUUGUGAUUGUUUAUCAGUAUCAGAUUUGUAUGUCCUAUCAAAAUUGGGACCAAUCAAGAUUAUUUUAACCCAUCCUGGAUAUGUGCUAGUAUUCUCUGUAUGUUCAUGAUUAUGUCUACUUCUGUGGAUAAGAGUUUAUAUCAAAUUAAACAGAUUAUUUAUGACCUCUUAAUGGAAUAAAAUGUACAAAAUAAUGUUUGCUUUCUUAAAAUGUG